Chlorella variabilis is the source of this 1602-nucleotide messenger RNA. RefSeq lists its product as hypothetical. The transcript is spliced from 11 exons. The coding region runs from base 1 to 1602 and encodes 533 amino acids. Gene Ontology annotation, biological process: 'de novo' IMP biosynthetic process. Gene Ontology annotation, molecular function: phosphoribosylaminoimidazolecarboxamide formyltransferase activity; IMP cyclohydrolase activity. The record is from RefSeq and is a predicted model, not a curated record. Lineage: Eukaryota; Viridiplantae; Chlorophyta; Trebouxiophyceae; Chlorellales; Chlorellaceae. Gene Ontology annotation, cellular component: cytosol.
AUGGCGGCUGCAGGCAGCAAGGGCAAGGCCCUCAUCUCUGUGUCCGACAAGACCAAUCUGGAUGCUUUGGCCAAGGGCCUGGCCGAACUGGGCUACGAGAUUGUGUCCACCGGCGGCUCGGCCACGGCCAUUGAGAAGGCGGGAGUGGCGGUAAAGCGGGUGGAGGAGCUGACGGGCUUCCCCGAGAUGCUGGACGGCCGCGUGAAGACGCUGCACCCGGGCGUGCACGGCGGCAUCCUGGCGCGCCGCGACCUGCCGGAGCACAUGUCGGCCAUCGCCGAGCACAGCAUCACCCCCAUUGACAUUGUGGUGGUGAACCUGUACCCCUUCCGCCAGACCGUUACCGCGGCCAACGCGCCCUCGUAUGAGGUGGCCGUUGAGAACAUUGACAUUGGCGGCCCCGCCAUGAUCCGCGCCGCAGCCAAGAACCACGAGCACGUGACGGUGGUGGUAGACCCAGCAGACUACAGCCAGCUGCUGGUGCAGCUGGGCGGCGGCGCCGACGCGGCCGAUGCGCUGGCCUUCCGCAAGCGCUGCGCCUGGAAGGCCUUCCAACACUGCGCCACCUACGACAGCACGGUGGCGGAGUGGCUGUGGGGCGCGGUGGGCGAGGGCCCCGCCCCCGAGUUGAGCGUGCCCAUGAAGCUGGCUCAGGGGUUGCGGUACGGAGAGAACCCGCACCAGGCGGCCGCCUUCUACACAGACGCCUCGCUGGCAGAGCACGGCAAGGGUGGCGUGGCCACCUCAGUGCAGCACCACGGCAAGGAAAUGAGCUACAACAAUUAUUUGGACGCAGACGCGGCCUACUCGGCAGCCUGCGACUUUGCGGAGCCCACCUGCGUGAUUGUGAAGCACACUAACCCAUGCGGCGUGGCGAGCCGGGACGACCUGCUGGAGGCGUACCGCCUGGCAGUCAUCGCAGACCCCAUCUCCGCCUUUGGCGGCAUCGUGGCGUUCAACCGGCCCGUGGAUGCCGACCUGGCACGCGAGAUUCGCGAGUUCCGCAGCCCCACCGACGGCGAGACGCGCAUGUUUUACGAGAUUGUGAUUGCCCCCGGCUACACGCCCGAGGGGCUGGAGGUGCUCAAGGGCAAGAGCAAGACGCUGCGCAUCCUGGAGGCCGCGCCGCGCGCCCCUAGCGGCCGCUCGCUGCGCCAGGUGGCCGCCGGCUGGCUGCAGCAGGAAGCCGACUCGCUGCAGCCGCAGGGCAUCGAGUUUACAUGCGUCAGCGAGAAGCAGCCCACGCCGCAGCAGCUGGAGGACCUCAAGUUUGCCUGGCUGUGUGUGAAGCACGUGAAGAGCAAUGCCAUCACUGUGGCCAAGGGUGGCAAGCUGCUGGGAAUGGGCAGCGGGCAGCCCAACCGCGUGAAGAGCGUGCAGAUCGCGCUGGAGAAGGCGGGGGAGGAGGUCAAGGGCUCAGUGCUGGCGUCUGAUGCUUUCUUUCCUUUUUCCUGGAACGACAGCGUGGAGAUUGCGUGCCAGGCGGGCGUGGGCGCCAUCGUGCACCCCGGCGGCAGCGUGCGGGAUGCCGAUGCCAUUGAGUGCUGCAACAAGUACGGCGUGGCGCUGCUCACCACCGGCGUGCGCCACUUUAAGCACUGA